UGGGCACGAGUUAGACUCAGAGACACCCGACUAGAAAGAGAGAGCAGCAGAGUGUGAAAGAGUUAAGGACGGUCACGACUUAUUAAUGAGUAACACGCACAUGUUUGUUUCCGAUUUCCUGCUUUAGCUCACAUUUAAAAGCCGGCAAAGAGUGGACCGAAACGCACAAGCAAGCGAACCGGAGAGCGAAGAGUGAAGUUUUGGCACCUGGACUUCUGCAGCAGACAGACCAUCAACAUGACUCGUUCCUUGAGAGAGGUGGUGAAGGAGUAUAUAUCAGAGCGGAGAGUUCGCAAAUACCGCCUGGUGACCAAAGACGGCCGAUGCAACAUCGAGUUCGGCAACGUCAUGCACCGAAACCGCUUCGCCUACGUCCUCGACAUAUGGACCACCUUCGUGGAGACCCGAUGGCGCUUCGUCAUCUUGCACUUCGUGGCGUCCUUCACCCUCAGCUGGUUCAUCUUCGGCCUCCUCUGGUACUGGAUCGCCAGAAACAACGGCGACCUAAAGUGGCAGAAUCCUCCCGCGAACCACACGGCGUGCGCCUACAGCGUCAACACACUGACGUACGCCUUCCUCUUCUCGCUGGAGACCCAAUCCACCAUCGGCUACGGAAACUUGUACGUCACCGACGUCUGUCCCGGAGCCGUGGCUCUGAUCAUAAUCCAGAGUCUCAUCGGCACCAUAAUCAACUGCUUCUGGUGCGGCGUGGUGAUGGCAAAAAUCGCUCUUCCCAAGAAGAGAGCCAAGACCAUAACCUUCACCGACCAGGCGGUCAUCUGUCCCAAAAAGGGCACCCUUUGCCUUCAGAUCCGCGUGGCCAACCUGCGCAAGACCUUGAUGAUCGGUAGCCAGAUUUACGGCAAGCUCCUGAGGACCACGGUCACUCAAGAAGGUGAGACCGUCAUCUUGGACCAGGUCAGCAUUGACUUCAUGGUGGAAUCCGGCAAGGACAGUCUGUUUUUUGUGUGCCCUUUGACCCUGUACCACGUCAUCGACAAAACCAGCCCGUUCUUCGAGAUGGCGGUGGACACCCUGCAUCAGCAGGAGUUUGAGCUCGUGGUGUUUCUCGACGGCACGGCCGAGUCCACCAGCUCCUCCUGCCAGGUCAGGACUUCUUACAUUCCUCAGGAGAUCAUUUGGGGCUACGACUUUCUCCCGAUCAUCUCCCGCAGCAAGGAGGGAAAAUACCGAGUGGACUUCUCCAAUUUCGCCAAGGUGGUACCUGUGCCAACGGCUCAUUGCACCUACUGCUAUCACAACGAGGCCGGACACCAUCACCACUCCAUCAGCGGCAUCGACAACCAGGGCUUUGAGGUGAUUGACAUCGAGACGCCUAACGUCACCAAGAUGUAAAGCUUUUUGACUUACAUGUACUGAGCGAUGUUCGCUGUCUUGCACUACGCAAACGAAUGCUCUUUGUCUCUCAAAGCGAGCACAAGAGGCAAGACGAGAGUUUUAUUCCCUAUCUACCCACUAAAAAACGAAUUGCAGUGUCACUUUUUUUAUUUCAGGUAGUUAUUAUUUUUAAGAGCAGCUAGUGUUGCUUUGUUCUGACAAUAUCAAAAAUAUAAAGGCGUAAAUUGUACUUGAAGUGAAACUAGAAGUAUCUUCUGUUACAGGGUCAUUGAGAGCGAGAGUAUUAACUGAAAGUUCAUUAUAUGAGAUUCAUGAGAUUACGAUUGUCUGUGUAUAAAAAAGUCUAAGAUGUACUGAUUUCAGAUUCCAGUGAACCAGCAGAUGCUUUUACGCUCUGAAUCGCUCUGGGGUUGUGUAUUUCUUUGUAAAUGAAUAGAUAUUGUUAAUAUUUCGUUAUUGUGUAGGUAAUUUUUUUGUAUCAUUUUGUAAAUAUCCUUUUUUUAUAAAUAAAAAAAGAAGAAUUGCAA
Puntigrus tetrazona (Sumatra barb) is the source of this 1886-nucleotide messenger RNA. RefSeq names its product ATP-sensitive inward rectifier potassium channel 1-like. Gene Ontology annotation, biological process: potassium ion import across plasma membrane; regulation of monoatomic ion transmembrane transport. Gene Ontology annotation, cellular component: plasma membrane. The transcript is spliced from 2 exons. The record is from RefSeq and is a predicted model, not a curated record. NCBI's taxonomy places the organism in Eukaryota, Metazoa, Chordata, Actinopteri, Cypriniformes, Cyprinidae. Gene Ontology annotation, molecular function: ATP-activated inward rectifier potassium channel activity. Bases 238 to 1356 code for a protein of 372 amino acids.